Messenger RNA from Rhinichthys klamathensis goyatoka, 687 nucleotides. RefSeq names its product C-type lectin domain family 4 member M-like. Gene Ontology annotation, cellular component: external side of plasma membrane. The coding region runs from base 1 to 687 and encodes 228 amino acids. The transcript is spliced from 5 exons. NCBI's taxonomy places the organism in Eukaryota, Metazoa, Chordata, Actinopteri, Cypriniformes, Leuciscidae. The record is from RefSeq and is a predicted model, not a curated record. Gene Ontology annotation, biological process: biological process involved in interspecies interaction between organisms. Gene Ontology annotation, molecular function: fucose binding; D-mannose binding.
AUGUCUGACUAUAAAAGAUUAGAGAUAUCUGAGGUCAUUUAUGAGUGUGUGAGGAGGACUGAACCUCAGGACAUGAACAGAGAGAGUGUAGAGUUGAUGCUGGAUAUCGGUUACAGUAUUGAUCAUGACUUCAGGACAGAGACAAACACACACCAACCACUUCAGCAGACAGGAAGUGAUACUGUGAGGAACAGAAGCUCCAGAGCCGCUGCAGUGUGUUUGGUGUCGCUGUGUGUUCUUCUGCUGACUGCAGUCAUAGUGCUGUGUGUUCACAUCCAUACAAAGAGCACAAACUACACAGAAGAGAGAGAUCGGCAUGGAUGGAUUUACUAUAAAUGCCAUUCUUACUUCAUGUCCUCUAUGAAGAAGAACUGGACUGAGAGCAGAAGAUACUGUACAGAGAGAGGAGCUGAUCUGAUCAUCAUAAACAACAGAGAGGAACAAGGAUUUGUUAAGAACAUUUCUGGUGAUGCCUAUGUCUGGAUUGGUCUGACUGACAGUGAUGUGGAGGGCACAUGGAAAUGGGUUGAUGGAAGCACACUGAGCUCUGGGUUCUGGGCGUCUGGAGAGCCUGGUGGACAUGUAAAAGAGAACUGUGCUCUAACUCAUUCAUCAGGACGGGCUGAUUAUCCAUGUAAAGCUAAUUAUCAAUGGAUCUGUGAGAAAACCAUUAAAACAAGUCAUUAA